This is a messenger RNA of Talaromyces marneffei, 267 nucleotides long. RefSeq lists its product as uncharacterized. NCBI's taxonomy places the organism in Eukaryota, Fungi, Ascomycota, Eurotiomycetes, Eurotiales, Trichocomaceae. Bases 1 to 267 code for a protein of 88 amino acids. The transcript has 2 exons. The record is from RefSeq and is a predicted model, not a curated record.
AUGGAAACCCCGUCUGUCAAGAGCCAACAGCCGCGAGUAACAACCAAGAAUGAAUCAUGGCCAGCGGCUUACAUUCAAUGGAUUAUAUUAUUCAUGUGCACGUCCUCCAGAUGUGAAAACUCCCUUGAGGGAACAGCACAGGCUCAGGAAUGGAUUAUCAAGAAAGGACCGUUGAAAAACUCGACCGGUCACAUUCCGACCGAAACAGUAUUCCCCUGGAAAGGUUGGCCGAUGACAUCCAGCCCAAGGAGACAGACAGGAGUCUAG